Drosophila mauritiana is the source of this 1034-nucleotide messenger RNA. Its product is annotated as glycerol-3-phosphate phosphatase. Gene Ontology annotation, molecular function: phosphatase activity. Gene Ontology annotation, cellular component: cytoplasm. The record is from RefSeq and is a predicted model, not a curated record. NCBI's taxonomy places the organism in Eukaryota, Metazoa, Arthropoda, Insecta, Diptera, Drosophilidae. The transcript has 2 exons. Bases 44 to 1006 code for a protein of 320 amino acids.
CAAAGUUUUCCACUCAAAAACCUAUUUCCCACCUGAAUUAAACAUGAAUUUGGCCCUAAAUAAGACUUUCCAGAAGAGUGGAUGUCAACUUCUUGGCCUCAACAAGUAUGGUAUACAGCAGUGGCUGAAGACAAUCGACACGAUCAUAUUCGAUGGAAACGGUGUCCUGUGGAGCCACGACAAGGUCCUUGAAAAUGCAGCCGAGACAUUCAACGCACUUCGUGCCAUGGGAAAGAAGGCCUUUAUUUGCACCAAUAAUUCAGUGACUUCGGUCGAUGGCAUCUGCAAGUAUGCUCAGGAAAUGGGUUUCUUAGUGGCCAAGGAUGAGAUCCUUUCCUCGGUCCAAACAUUAGCCAAAUUUAUGAAGGAGAAAAAGUUUAACAAAAAGUGCUACGUAGUGGGCGGCCAGGGAAUCGUCGAUGAACUGAAGUUGGUGGGAAUCGAGUCCCUGCCCUUGGAUCAUUCCUCUCUGCAGGGCUUCUCUAUGCCAGAUCACAUCCACAGUAUCUUCUUGGAUCCCAAUGUGGGUGCUGUGGUCGUGGGAUCUGACAAGGAUUUUAAUACGAUCAAGCUGACAAAGGCGUGUUGCUAUCUCAAAGACAGCGAGGUAAUGUUUGUGGCCACAAGUCGCGAUGCGGCACUUCCGGCGGCUCCAGGACGAAUGGUUCCUUUUGCCGGAGUGAUGGUGGCUGCCAUUCAGGCGGCCAGUCAACGGAUGCCUUUCACCUGUGGAAAACCCAAUCCGUACAUGUGCAUCGACUUGAUGCAAAAGGGAGUUAUUCAGCCUGGCAGGACUUUGAUUAUAGGAGACACCAUGUGCACAGAUAUCCUUUUGGGCUACAAGUGUGGUUUCCAGACUCUUUUGGUGGGCACCGGAGUUAACAGCUAUCAGGAUGCCAUUGAGGCUCAGGGAUCUAAGGCUCCAUUACUAUAUCAGCAAGUUCCUGAUCUAUAUGUGCCCAAACUAUCCAAUUUGUUGCCCUUUUUAUCUUCUCGACAUAGAUAAUUUGUAUGGAUUUCAAAUAAAAUCAAUA